AUGGGAAAUCCCCAAAUCCACAGCCCUGCGGCGGCGAUCAAACCAUUGAUCGAGGAGCACACCAGGCGCGAGAUGUCCGAUUCCUCCACCUCGGCGACAGAUUACUCGCCGGGAAUGGCGGCCGUGGCUGGGGAAAAGGGUGAGAAGAAGGGGAAGAACAGAGUCGGGUCAGAGCUGGCGGCGGCGGCGGCAGAGGAGGUGGACGGCCUAGCCGUUGCCAAGAAGAAGUGGAGGGUACCGCAGGAUCUGAUCGACUUCAUCCUCGCAUGGGACGUUUCCGACUACGUCUUCGCGACGCCCGACGACAUGCCCAUCUCCGACGAGCACAAGGCGCAGUACCGCGCCGAGAGGAAGCAGGCCGUCGCGGUCAUGCAGCGGAGUCGCCGCACGAGGAGGAAGAUGCAGGAGUGGGUCAGGGCUGAGUUGGAGAAGAACGGCUGUGUCGAGGUUGAAACCACAGCCGAGAUGCUUGAAAAGCAUCAUCAGCUUGAGGAAUACAUCGAUGGCCAAAUUGCUUAA
Molecule: messenger RNA, 519 nt
Organism: Miscanthus lutarioriparius
Lineage: Eukaryota; Viridiplantae; Streptophyta; Magnoliopsida; Poales; Poaceae
Source: the annotation of a GenBank genome assembly